UACACACAACGUGUAAGCUGCUAUUCACAAAUCAAACCGAGAAACUAGUCCAAAUUAAGAGUCGUACAAAAAAGGGUAUUAACAAUGGGGGAAGACGUUGUGGUAUUGGACUUGGGGUUGAGUCCAUUUGGGGUGAGGGUGAGGAUAGCCCUGGCAGAGAAGGGAGUGGAAUUCGAUUGGAGAGAAGAGGAUUUGAGAAACAAGAGUGAUUUGCUUCUAAAGAUGAACCCUGUCCAUAAGAAGAUUCCUGUUUUGAUCCACAAGGGGAAGGCUGUGUGUGAAUCACUCAACAUAAUACAGUAUAUUGAUGAGGUCUGGAAUCAUAAAUCUCGUCUGUUACCUGAUGAUCCUUUUGAGAGGGCUAAUGCAAGGUUCUGGGCUGACUAUAUUGACAAAAAGAUCUACUCGACUGGGCGGCCGGUGUGCGAAGCUACUGGGGAUGUUCAAGAAACUGCAAAGAAAGAGCUGAUGGAAUCGUUCAUGGUGCUGGAAAGAGAAUUGGGAGAGAAGACAUAUUUUGGAGGAGAGAGUUUUGGGAUUGUGGAUAUAGCACUCAUCCCCUACUAUAGCUGGUUUUAUGCAUGGGAGACCUUUGGGAAUCUUAGGUUUGUAGAAGAGUGCCCUAAGCUUGUGGCAUGGGCUGAGAGAUGCAUGAAGCGGGAGACCGUGGCCAAGUACCUGCCUGAUCAGCAUAAGGUUCAUAACUUUUUUCUGGAGCUUAAGAAGCAAGUUUGAAUAACAGUAAAUUAAGGGGCUUUUUUAGGUGUAUAAACUGUGGGAGAUGACUACUAGUCAUUCUGGUUUCUGGGUAUGCUCUGUUUUUUCUAGGUCCUUUAAGCAUGGUGGAAAACUUCUCUGUAAACUUGACGUUAUUCCCUAAACAGUCUACCAUAAUAAAAAGGAGUAUCUUAUAUAUAAUUACUCCAAGAUUUGUACUUGUGUGAAAUUCACCUUAACAAAAAAUAUUACAUUAUGGACAAGUCAUUGAAUGGAUGGAUGAUAUGUCCCUCAAUCAAUAAAAAG
Messenger RNA from Carica papaya (papaya), 1023 nucleotides. Its product is annotated as putative glutathione S-transferase. Gene Ontology annotation, molecular function: glutathione transferase activity. Gene Ontology annotation, biological process: glutathione metabolic process. Gene Ontology annotation, cellular component: cytoplasm. NCBI's taxonomy places the organism in Eukaryota, Viridiplantae, Streptophyta, Magnoliopsida, Brassicales, Caricaceae. The record is from RefSeq and is a predicted model, not a curated record.